AUGGUUCACUUACAAAUAAACGGCAUCUUAAGCCUAGCAUGGCUCGGUCUCCCUAUAUUUGCGAAGGCAUUAUCGACCGACCCAGCAACCUCACCAUCUGCAGAUACAAAACUUGUAUGCCCCACGGACAACCAAGCAGAAUGUUACCCCCGAAUCUUUCAACCAACGAAAGACUUCCAAAUCAUUAAGCCUGGGCAAGAUAUCCCACCAGGCCUUCACGUUCGGCUAAAUAUAUCCUCUGGCUUGAAAGAAGCUCGCUUCAACAUUCCUAUGGAGGGCGAAGAUGUUGCGCUGGAACUUCACAUUCCCACAGAACAAGCCAUGAUCGUGAUUGAUGAUGUCGAAGUGAAACCCUCGGAAGAACCACACCCAUCUCCAAGCCCGCCGGCUUACAGUAGCCACGGGAAGAUACAACCCCCACCACCUUCAUCAUCUGACUUCGAUUCAUUUCGAACUUCUCUUGCCUUAUUAAAGAAACAAGAUGCAUCCCUCAAUCUAGCACUGACUUCUCUUUCUGAGCUGUCUCACGACAUUUACUACGGAUCGGAACUCAUGGCUGACGAAGAAGCUGUUUCGGCCUUGAUUUGCCUCAUGGCCAUGGAGCCUUUGCGAUCCGAAGAUGAAAACGAUCGUUCGGCCUCCGCAAUUCUUUCUGGUUCUCUACAGAACAACCCCACUGCCGCCACCUCCCUCUCUUCAUUUCAUGAUAUCGUCAUGGUACCUACUUGUCCCAGGCUUCGCGAAAAAGGAUUAAGUCUCAUUCCCGCACUCCACCAAAAAUUAUCAACACCGAGCAUCUCACCUUUGUCUCUCAAAUCUCAAAUAUCGGCCCUUAGUGGCCUAUUGAAAUCAACCCUAAUCCAAAAGUCUUUCAUCGAGCAAGACGGCAUUUCGUACCUACAGUCUGUCUUCUUAAAGUCUGGACCUGAGUAUGAUCUUGCUCGCAAAGGUGUUGUACAACUCUUGAUGGACAAUUUCUUGGACGAAAGCAUGGGUGCGCAAAUGGGAGUAUGGCCAAAGGCAGAUAUAGUUCAGAAGGGGGAGAAGGAAUGUAAUGGCGAUGUUGUUAGUGAUGAAUGUUGGGCAUGGUAUGGGAAGAAAUUUUAUGAAACGGAUGGUGGUAAGAAAGACUGGAUGGAGCAGUUUCUGGAGAGGAUAGGAGAAGGUGGUCAGGGUGGGGAGAGAGAUAGGGAACUAUGA
Sclerotinia borealis F-4128 is the source of this 1200-nucleotide messenger RNA. The record is from the annotation of a GenBank genome assembly. Lineage: Eukaryota; Fungi; Ascomycota; Leotiomycetes; Helotiales; Sclerotiniaceae.